Messenger RNA from Corylus avellana, 2251 nucleotides. It is a transcript of the gene WRKY20, whose product is annotated as WRKY family transcription factor family protein. The record is from RefSeq and is a predicted model, not a curated record. NCBI's taxonomy places the organism in Eukaryota, Viridiplantae, Streptophyta, Magnoliopsida, Fagales, Betulaceae. Gene Ontology annotation, biological process: regulation of DNA-templated transcription. Gene Ontology annotation, molecular function: DNA-binding transcription factor activity; sequence-specific DNA binding.
AAUGUAACAAGUCAACUACGUCUCAGUCUCUCCCUUUCUAUCCCUCUCUCUCCCUGACAAAAGAAAGCUUCACACACACAAGCAGGCGAAAUGACCGUUAUGGCCCUACCCUCUCCUCCCCAAUAACUAAGCCCCCACCCCUCCUUUCACCUUUGACUCCUCCAAAUCGCAGAUUAUGGCGCAGACCCAAACCUCCGCUGCGCUCUCCGAACUCCGGCUGGGUAGCUCCGGGGACGAUCCGGGUCGGCCCGGAACGGGGGGGCCGUCUAAUAACUCCGCGGCCAGGUACAAGCUGAUGUCACCGGCGAAGCUCCCGAUCUCCAGGGCCGCGUGUAUUACGAUCCCGCCGGGGCUCAGCCCGUCUUCGUUUCUUGAGUCCCCCGUGCUCCUCUCCAACAACAUGAAGGCAGAGCCCUCUCCAACUACAGGUUCCUUUAUGAAACCUCAAGUGAUGCAUGGCCUUGUUGGUUCUGCUCCAUAUCCAGUAACUACGGUUUGCUCCAACAGCAACACCUUCAGCGAAAGAAAUUCCAACUGCUUCGAAUUUAAACCACAUGCUACAUCAAAUAUGGUUCCAGCAGAUCUGAACCACUGGAGAAGUGAACAAUCUAUGCAAGCCCAAGGUCAGCGCCAGCCUCAGGCAUUUGUGUCAUCACCAUCGGUGAAAAAUGAGGUGGCAGUUUCCUCAAAUGAGUUGAGUCUUUCAGCACCGGUUAACAUGGUAACUUCAGGGGCUAGUGCACCUACUGAAGUUGAUUCAGAUGAACUAAACAAUAGAGGAACUUCUAAUGCCGGGUUUCAAACUUCACAAUCUGAUAAUAAAGGAAGUGGACUUUCUGUUGUUGCUGACAGGCCGUCUGAUGAUGGAUAUAACUGGCGAAAAUAUGGACAGAAACUUGUUAAAGGAAGUGAAUUUCCCCGUAGCUAUUACAAAUGUACACAUCCCAACUGUGAAGUAAAAAAGCUGUUUGAGCGCUCUCAUGAUGGACAGAUAUCUGAGAUUAUCUACAAGGGGUCACAUGAUCAUCCUAAGCCCCAACCUAGCCGCCGAUAUGGUGCUGGUACUAUUAUGACCGUCCAAGAAGAACGAUCUGAUAAGGCUUCAUCUUUAACUGGCCGAGAUGAGAAGUCAAGCAUAUAUGGACAGAUGUCCCAUACAGUAGAGCAAAAUGGUACUCCUGACCUAUCUCCUGUCACAGCAAAUGACGAUAAUCUAGAUGCUGCAGGUUCAAUGCCAAAUAGAAUCCAUGAUGAGGUUGACGAUGAUGAUUUAUUCUCAAAGAGGAGGAAAAUGGAGAUUGGUGGGUUUGAUAUCACUCCAGUGGUUAAGCCUAUCCGGGAACCGCGUGUUGUUGUUCAAACCCUUAGUGAGGUAGAUAUACUAGAUGAUGGGUACCGCUGGCGCAAAUAUGGGCAGAAAGUGGUCAGAGGCAAUCCUAAUCCACGGAGUUACUACAAGUGUACAAAUGCUGGAUGCCCUGUUAGAAAACAUGUGGAGAGGGCAUCUCAUGAUCCCAAAGCAGUUAUAACCACAUAUGAGGGAAAACACAAUCAUGAUGUACCUACUGCAAAGACAAGCAGCCAUGACACAGCAGGACCCUCAGCUGGGAGUGGACCUUCAAGGAUUAGGUCAGAAGAGAGCGAUACGGUUAGCCUUGAUCUUGGGGUUGGGAUCAGCUCAGCUGUUGAAAAUAGGUCCAAUGAGCAUAGGCAGACGCAUCAUUCUGAAAUUAUGGGAAGCCAAACUCACAAUAGCAGUUCACAUUAUAAGGUAGUUCAAGCAAACCCAGUUUCAACAUAUUUUGGUGUUCUAAAUAGUGGGAUGACUCAGUAUGGAUCUAGAGAGCAUCCAAAUGGAUCAUACCCAUUUCCACAGAACAUGGGAAAAAUUCUAACGGGUCCAUGAGAUUGUUUACAAUGAAAAAAGCCAACAAAAAUAAGAUGUGUGAUUUUAUUCUUAUCAUUUCACUUUCUUUUUCCUUCUUUUUGGCGGUUAAGGACAAAAAGGCAAGAGUCUCUAGAUGAAAUUAGGAUUCCUUUACAUUUUACUUUAUAUCUGAGAGCUGUUCUUGAUAUUGACUGGCCCCUGCAAAAUGCCUUUGAAGUCCAAUUACUGUUUGUAUAAUGUUGACUUCUUGGAGAAUACUUUGUACAAAUAUAAAAUUAUGACUGCUAUUAUUUUCUGACAGAAAGACAGUAUUGUAACUUAAGUGCUUGAAUUUGUAAGAAAUAUAAUUUCGUUUAGCCUUUU